Phyllostomus discolor (pale spear-nosed bat) is the source of this 2692-nucleotide messenger RNA. RefSeq names its product vasoactive intestinal peptide receptor 1 (gene VIPR1). Lineage: Eukaryota; Metazoa; Chordata; Mammalia; Chiroptera; Phyllostomidae. The transcript has 14 exons. Gene Ontology annotation, biological process: cell surface receptor signaling pathway; adenylate cyclase-modulating G protein-coupled receptor signaling pathway. Bases 130 to 1500 code for a protein of 456 amino acids. Gene Ontology annotation, cellular component: plasma membrane. The record is from RefSeq and is a predicted model, not a curated record. Gene Ontology annotation, molecular function: vasoactive intestinal polypeptide receptor activity; peptide hormone binding; G protein-coupled peptide receptor activity.
CGGCGUCUCUCAUUGCUGGGGCCACCGCGGCAGCUCCUUCUGCCAAGCUUCCAGCCGUCGGCCGCGCGGCGCGCCGUCCGCCCGCGCACUACCGGCCUAGGGCCGCCCGGCACGGGCUCAGGGCGCACCAUGCGCCCGCCCAGCCACCUGCGGGUCCGCUGGCUCUACUUGCUGGUCGGCGCCCUCGCCUGCGCCCUCCGCCCCGCGAGCGGCUGGGUGUCCAGGCCGCACUGGGAGUUGUGCGACUUCAUUCAGAUGAUGGAGGCGGAGCACCAGCAGUGCCUGGAGGAGGCCGAGGCGGAGAAUGACACAGCAGGCUGCAGCAAGAUGUGGGACAACAUCACCUGCUGGCCGGCCACCCCUCGGGGCCAGGUGGCCGUCUUGGCCUGCCCCUUCAGCUAUGACUCCCCCCUUCAAGGCCGCAACGUGAGCCGCAGCUGCACCGACGAGGGCUGGGCACACCUGGAGCCCGGCCCCUACGACGUCGCCUGUGCCUUGGACGACAAGGAGUGGAGUUUGGACGAGCAGCAGCUGUUCUACAGUUCCAUAAAGACCGGCUACACCAUCGGCCACAGCCUGUCCCUCGCCAGCCUGCUCAUCGCCACCGCCAUCUUGAGUCUGUUCAGGAAGCUCCACUGCACGCGGAACUACAUCCACCUGCACCUCUUCCUGUCCUUCAUCCUGAGGGCCGUCUCUGUCCUCGUCAAGGACCUGACCCUCUUCGACAGCGGCCACUCAGACAGCUGCCCUGUGGCCCCGCUCGGUUGCAAGCGGGUCGUGGUCUUGUUCCAGUACUGUGUCAUGGCCAACUACUUCUGGCUGCUGGUGGAGGGCCUCUACCUGUACACCCUGCUCGCGGUCUCCUUCUUCUCCGAGCGGAAGUACUUCUGGGGGUACAUACUCAUCGGCUGGGGGGUGCCCAGCGUAUUCAUCAUGGCGUGGACCAUCACCAAGAUCCAUUUUGAGGAUUAUGGAUGCUGGGACACCAUCGACUCCUCGCUGCUGUGGUGGAUCCUAAAGGCACCCAUCCUCACAUCCAUCUUGGUAAACUUCAUCAUGUUUGUUCUCAUCAUCCGAAUCCUGGUGCAGAAACUGCAGCCCCCAGACGUGAGGAAGAGUGAAAAAAGCCCCUACUCGAGGCUGGCCAAGUCCACUCUCCUGCUGAUCCCCCUGUUCGGAGUGCACUACACCAUGUUCGCCUUCUUCCCCGACAACUUCAAGUCGGAAGUGAAACUGGUCUUCGAGCUCGUCGUGGGGUCUUUCCAGGGUUUCGUGGUGGCUGUCCUCUACUGCUUCCUCAAUGGCGAGGUGCAGGCAGAGCUCCGGCGGAAGUGGCGGCGCUGGAACCUACAGGGCAUCUUGGGCUGGGGCCCCAAAUACCAGUACCCCCCAGGAGGCAGCAGCGCGGCCACGUGCAGUACACAAGUCUCCUUGCUGACCCGCGUCAGCCCCAGCGCGCGCCGCUGCUCCAGCUUCCAGGCGGAGGACUCCCUAGUCUGACUGCCAGGCUCCCGGGGGCCCAGGGAGGCCCCACCCGCCCGCACCUACCCACCCGGGGUGGCACCCUGGGGACAGAGGCCUACCGGGGCGAAGCCAGCCCCAGCCCUGGGCUCAGAGGCUGCCCUGGCUCCCAGGUCACUGUCCAGAAGCCCCUGGAGAAUGCUGCUCUUGCACCUGCGUUGGGAGACAACGGUGCUUAGACCUGGAGCCACUAAGUGAGCAAGAGCCCUGAGAGCCGUGGGGUGGAGCGCAGCCAUCAGACUCCUCCCUCAAAAGCCCUCUCUGCCAAUCAAUGGCAAGAAAUUUGCAUACUCUUAAGGAACUCCACCCCUUCUCCUGACCUAUGGAGAAAGGCAACCACCCACCCCCAAAUAAUACAGUGGGAACAUGGUUGAGGAAGGUCUGGCCCUUGAAUCGUGACGCAGCACCACCGCCUCAGCAGUGCCCGGAGUCCCAACCUUGCUGUCAAGUCCCUUCGGGUUGAGCAUUGCCGUUGGGGCAUCUCUCUGAAGAUGCAGUCCCCUCCCCAGGGUCUUCCUAGCUGCCCCCCACUCCAGGUGAGUGAACCGCUCUGCCUGAGGCCAAUGCUUCUGAAAAGGAGUUCUAGUUUGGGGAGCACAGCUCCCUUCAGAGUCCCUGCUGAAGUGGAGCGGUCCCAGGAAGUUCGGAACAAUUCGAGGAGACUGCCACCAAAGCCACCCAUGCGCUUGGCUGCCCACCCAUGGUGCCCACUGUGGGAGCUAGGCUCAGAGACGCGCACUCGCAGGCCCUUCGGCGCCACGCCAGCCCAGCACGGCGGGAACUGCUGCCCCUCCUCCACAGAGCAGGAACCGGAGCCUCCCAGCCAGCAGUACCUGCUCUUGUCUCACAGCGGGGUUCGCACUCAACCCUGGCUGAUGGGCAAGUGUGCGCACAGACUUUUUACUGCUGUUUUUAUAUCUUGUAACACGCUGGAUCCCCUUGGUUAUUUGUAUCACCACUGGUUGUCACUACCCCCGGCCCUGCAGCCCCGUUCCCACCGACCCUCCCUGCAGUGUGGCCGGGGAGUCCUGUGGGCCAUGCACCAUCCAGCCAAGCGCCUGGUGGUCACGGCACCAUGUGUCCGCCCUGCGCCCUGAGGUCAAGGCUUCCUGCCCACAGCCCAGCCAGAAGACACAUGCUUGCGCAGCAAUAAACGUUGUGUCGGAUUGGC